This is a messenger RNA of Penicillium cosmopolitanum, 2046 nucleotides long. RefSeq names its product glycoside hydrolase family 18 protein. Bases 1 to 2046 code for a protein of 681 amino acids. Gene Ontology annotation, biological process: carbohydrate metabolic process. Lineage: Eukaryota; Fungi; Ascomycota; Eurotiomycetes; Eurotiales; Aspergillaceae. Gene Ontology annotation, molecular function: hydrolase activity, hydrolyzing O-glycosyl compounds; chitin binding. The record is from RefSeq and is a predicted model, not a curated record. The transcript has a single exon.
AUGGCGACCUAUGAGUUUGAUGGAAUUGAUCUCGAUUGGGAAUAUCCUGAGUCAACUGACCGCAACGGGCGUCCAGAGGACUUCAAGAAUUUUUCGAAGUUCAUGGCAAAUUUGAGGAAAGAGCUUGAUAAAUCUGGUGGUCGAAAUGGAAUCUCAAUCACCCUACCUGCAUCAUAUUGGUAUCUUCAGCACUUUGACGUUAAAGCUCUUGCUAAAUCAGUGAGCUUCUUCAAUAUCAUGUCAUAUGAUCUCCACGGAACCUGGGACAUGGGCAACAAAUGGACAGGCGAAUACCUCAAUGCUCACACCAACCUGACAGAGAUCGACCUCGCCUUGGAUCUACUUUGGAGAAAUGACAUCAAGAAGGACAUGGUCGUUAUGGGCCUAGCUUUCUACGGUCGUGCAUAUACCAUCAACCCAGCUUGCACCAAGCCGGGAUGUAUGUAUUUUUCCGGCGGUUUGAAGGGCGAGUGCAGUCGAGAAGUUGGAGUUCUGCUGAAUAACGAGAUCGAUCAGAUCCGUGAAGACAAAGGUGGCAAGCCGACGCUAGACAAGAAUGCUGCAGUCAAACUCUAUACCUGGGACAACCAAUGGGUUUCAUACGACGACGCUGAUACCUUUAAGCUGAAAGCCAACUUUGCACGAAAACGUUGUCUCGGUGGAGUGAUGGUCUGGGCAAUGAGCCACGAUACAAAAAACGCAGACUACUCCAAGGCCCUGGGAAAGGUCACAGGGUAUAUAGGUGAUAAGCAGUUCGAUAUGGGUAAUUCGAAUGUCACUGAAAAGGAGAACCACGACCAUUGUCAUUGGACUAAUUGCGGGUUACCGUGUCCAGCAGGUUGGCACAUGAUAGAACGUGAUGAUAAAUUCAGGAACUAUGACGGCGAGCCAAUGAUGGAUUCUUCGGAGUGCGGAGAAGGUAUAGGCUAUCGUUCAUGGUGCUGCCCACCCGGUAAAUCGCCAACCUGUGGCUGGUAUGACUUCAAUAAUGGUCGCUGUGAAGAUGGAUGUCCUGGUGAUAUGAAGGAAAUUGGUUCGACUAGAAAGGGCUGCCGAGCUGAUACGUCUCAAACGGCUUGCUGCACCAGUGAGAUCCCAUCCAUGGCUCUCUAUGAUACGUGCGACUGGGGGGCCUGGCCUUUGUGUGAGACUGGUACCUGUUCUUAUAAAGGAAGUACCAUGACCUCAGAGCUUGGAAGAUCCGCCACUGGCAGUGGAGCGCACUGGUGUCAAGAUGAUAGUGGUUGGGAUGACUCCGUUUGGCCAAAGGGACAAAUCGGCGAACAGAGAUAUUGCUGCAAUACCGAAACGGAAAACCGAAAAUGGAAGAAUUGUGGGUGGGAGCAACAUCAAGGUGCCCUCUCAAAAGACAUGAAAUGUGUCGGCUUCUGCUUGAAUGGAAAAGUUCAAGUGGCUAUGGAUGUCCGUAACCAUGGCUGUUAUAAUCGAGGUUAUCGGACUCUUUGUUGCGAGCCCGCUUAUUACACUGAGACAACUCGGUAUUCAAAUGAUGUUCUGACAUUUCAAGAUGCCGUAAAGUCAUGGGGAGGCAAUCCGACUUGUGCGAUAGGGUCUAAUAAGAGAUCUGUGGAGACGACGGCUUUGGCAGUUCGGUCUGUGCUUCCACCUUCAAAGCAAGUGAGAUCCUUCUUACUAGAACUGUUCGUUGCCUACGCCGCUGCGAACUUGGCUAAAGUUGGCCCGCUUUGCGAAGUUUGGAACAAUUACGUCAAGGAAAAGGGAUGGUCGAAUCUUGUGUGUGAGACUAUGUGUAAAGGCGUCACAGAUAACACAUCUCACGAUUCUUAUGUAGUUCAAUAUGGGUAUUACAACCUAACGAACGCUAUAACAUGUGAUCCAGACCUUUGGAGCGAAGUUCUUGUUGAUGGUGGUAGGACUGAUAUUAUAUGCGAUUACGACCCUUGUACAGAUGAUCCUUCAUUGUGCACGGAGGAAGGCUUUGAUGCAGAUUCCAUAGAGGAAACCUCAUCAGACAUUGCGCGAAGGCAUUUGGAAUGGGACGAAAAAGUAAGUUUCUUGAAAUAA